AGAAUUUGGAGGGGAUAUAAUGGUCAUUUGGAGGGAUUGGCCACGACUUCUAGACUUCGCCCUCACCAGUCACCGUUGCAUAAACACGCCGGGAAAGAUCCAAAUCCUUCUCGCAUUGCAAUACUGAAGUUUCAACUAUUUCUCGAUUUGAGAACUCGUGGUAUAGGCAGCUGCAGCCGCGAAUUUCCUUCCUCCGCCGGAGAUCGUCCUUCCAGUUUUCUAUGUCUAAGAUCUGACUCUAAUCGAGCUCGUACUCUUCAACAAUGGAGUUUUGGGGUGGAUUUAGGGUCUGGGUUUUAACCGUGUGCUUGAUAUUUCAAUCUGGAUAUGGGUUUUAUCUUCCGGGGAGUUACCCUCUCAAACAUGUUGUGGGCGAUGAAUUGUCGGUGAAGGUUAAUUCCAUAACCUCGAUCGAUACUGAAAUGCCAUUUAGCUAUUAUAGUUUGCCGUUUUGCAAACCUCAAGGGGGCGUUAAGGAUAGUGCUGAAAAUCUUGGUGAGGUUCUUAUGGGGGAUCGGAUUGAGAAUUCGCCAUAUCUGUUUAAGAUGUAUAAGAAUCAGACAGAUGUGUUCUUGUGUCAGACAGAUCCAUUGACUGAUGAUCAGUUUAAGAUCUUAAAGGAGAGGAUUGAUGAGAUGUAUCAGGUGAACUUGAUCCUGGACAAUUUACCGGCAAUCCGGUAUACCAAGAAAGAAGGAUAUCCAUUGCGUUGGACAGGAUACCCUGUAGGAAUCAAUCUCAAGGGCUCCUACUAUGUCUUUAACCAUUUGAAAUUUAAGGUUCUUGUUCACAAAUACGAGGAGACGAACGUUGCGAGCAUAAUGGGAACGGGUGAUGCUGCAGGUGUGAUCCCAACAGUCAAUAAACAGGAACUAGAUGUUCCAGGAUAUAUGGUUGUUGGAUUUGAGGUUGUACCCUGCAGCCCUUUGCACAAUGUGGACUUAGUUAAGAACUUAAAGAUGUAUGAAAAGUAUCCAAAUCCUGUUCCAUGUGACCCUGCUAGUGUGUCAAUGCAAAUUAAGAAAGGCCAAUCUAUAGUGUUCACGUAUGAGGUUACGUUUGAAGAGAGUGACAUCAAGUGGCCAUCUCGAUGGGAUGCUUAUUUGAAGAUGGAGGGUUCAAAAGUUCAUUGGUUUUCAAUCUUGAACUCUUUAAUGGUGAUAACGUUUCUUGCCGGUAUUGUUCUUGUAAUUUUCUUGAGGACUGUUAGACGAGAUCUUACACGUUAUGAGGAGCUUGACAAGGAGGCUCAAGCGCAGAUGAACGAGGAGUUAUCUGGUUGGAAGCUUGUUGUGGGGGAUGUUUUCCGUGCUCCAGCCAAUCCUGCACUUUUGUGUAUAAUGGUUGGUGAUGGGGUUCAGCUUCUAGGGAUGGGAAUUGUGACCAUAUUGUUUGCUGCUCUUGGGUUCAUGUCCCCAGCAUCCCGUGGAACGCUUAUUACAGGUAUGCUAUUUUUCUAUAUGAUUCUCGGUGUUGCAGCAGGUUAUGUCGCUGUACGUCUUUGGAGAACGAUUUGUUGUGGUGACCACAGAGGAUGGGUUUCAGUCUCAUGGAAGGCUGCUUGUUUCUUCCCAGGCAUUGCCUUUCUAAUUCUUACCAUACUGAAUUUUCUAUUAUGGGGUAGUCAAAGCACGGGAGCGAUUCCAUUUUCGCUCUUCGUUAUCCUACUUUUGCUGUGGUUCUGUAUAUCAGUCCCUCUUACUCUUGUUGGUGGGUAUUUUGGUGCCAAGGCACCUCACAUUGAGUAUCCUGUUAGAACCAACCAAAUCCCACGGGAAAUUCCGCCCCAGAAAUACCCGUCAUGGCUUUUAGUCCUAGGCGCUGGCACACUUCCUUUCGGCACCUUGUUCAUCGAACUCUUCUUUAUCAUGUCUAGCCUCUGGAUGGGUCGUGUCUAUUACGUUUUCGGGUUUCUCUUCAUAGUGCUAGUGCUUCUUGUUGUCGUGUGUGCUGAGGUAUCCCUGGUUCUAACCUAUAUGCAUCUAUGCGUGGAAGACUGGAAAUGGUGGUGGAAGUCUUUCUUUGCUUCUGGUUCAGUUGCCUUAUACAUCUUCUUGUACUCGAUUAACUAUCUCAUCUUCGAUCUCAAGAGCUUGAGCGGACCCGUCUCAGCCACUCUGUACCUUGGGUAUUCACUCUUCAUGGUUCUUGCAAUCAUGUUCACAACUGGAACGGUUGGAUUCCUCUCGUCGUUCUGGUUUGUGCAUUACUUGUUCUCUUCUGUGAAGCUGGACUGAGUAAUCCCAUCAUGCCCAAAAUCCAGAAACCAUUAAGAAGUGCAGCAGUGUUCGAGGAGCAAAGACUGUAAGUUCUUGGCAGAUGUUCUAUCUUGUAUUAGUCUUGUUUUUUACAUUCAAAUCCAGCAUGGAUAUCUAGAUAAUCUAGCAGCAGUACUUGGUCAAAAGUUUUGCUUCCUCUUAUUUCAUGAACCUGAGUUUAUUUACAGCUUUUGUUAUAGAAAAGAACAAAAUUAGUUCAUUAUUGGUGGAUGUUGAAGAACCUUUUUGUGA
Molecule: messenger RNA, 2510 nt
Organism: Cucurbita pepo subsp. pepo (vegetable marrow)
Lineage: Eukaryota; Viridiplantae; Streptophyta; Magnoliopsida; Cucurbitales; Cucurbitaceae
Source: RefSeq, a predicted model, not a curated record